Molecule: messenger RNA, 1909 nt
Organism: Opisthorchis viverrini
Lineage: Eukaryota; Metazoa; Platyhelminthes; Trematoda; Opisthorchiida; Opisthorchiidae
Exons: 9
Biological process (GO): heterophilic cell-cell adhesion; establishment or maintenance of epithelial cell apical/basal polarity
Cellular component (GO): plasma membrane; protein-containing complex
Molecular function (GO): calcium ion binding
Source: RefSeq, a predicted model, not a curated record
GGCAUGUCCGUACUCUACAGCAGCCCAGUUGUCCCUCCGUUGACCUGAACCCGUUCUCAAUAUCCCAGUUCACGCCGCAGCGGCAUUCGACGCCUGCCGGGUGCGAUUACAGUAUGUUCCCCCAGCACUGCACGUGUGUGCUGCUUCAACUCGUAUUGCUCUGCUACGCGGAAGACGCACAAUCACGGGUUUUGGAUUGCUAUCAGGUGCCCUGUCAAAACGGUGGUGAGUGUAUCGGAUCGCCCGACAACUCAACUUGCAAGUGUCCACCUGGAUUUUCAGGUUUCUGGUGUGAGAAUCCGGGUCAGUGUGGGAACGGCCCUUGUCACCCGCACGUGUCAAGUACUUCCAUUCAGUCGACUCCAUCAUACAAGUAUGGCACAUGCCCCUCCGGAUGGACUGGGCUGAACUGUGAUGAGGACGUGGACGAGUGUUCCAUCGGACAUCGUUCACCUUGUGAACAUGAGGGAGUAUGUAUGAAUACGCCCGGUGAUUUCGUUUGUCGAUGCCGCGAAGGCUUCACAGGCGCACGGUGUGAAAUUGAAAUUCUGGAGUGUGCUACAUCUCCAUGCCUGAACGGUGGUUCUUGUGUGGAGGGCAUCGGUAAUUAUCAUUGCAUUUGUCCACCUGGGUUCGAGGGAGACAACUGUGAGCAUGAAGUUAACGAAUGUGCUCACACUCCGUGUCAAAACGGUGGGCAAUGUGAAGAUCGUAUCGGCAGUUAUUUGUGUCACUGUCUCCACGGUUGGACCGGACCGCAUUGUGAGGAACGGCUGACAACUUGUUCAGACUCUCCUUGUCAGAACAGUGCUGUUUGUGUCAACGUAACCGACGUGGGAUUCAUCUGCGACUGCCCCAAAGGUUUCGCCGGUCGUACCUGUGAACUAAGUGAAGAAGACUGCGCUAGUCUGCAUUGCGCCAGCCGGACGGAUUGCCCUGACAGACCAGAAGAUCCGGGGUGUCAGUUGUGCAGUCGGUGUGAAGGCAUCCUUUUGAAGAGGCCACCAGUCACGGAUCGUGUCUUGACAACAGUUGCUGUUGCCGCGGUCUUAACUCGACAACCUUGUUCCAAACUGAAUUGCAAGAAUGGAGGUACCUGUUACCUCAACAUGUGCCACUGCCCUGAUGGCUUUUCGGGUUCACAGUGUGAGGUUGUGGACGAUCCUUGCCGGGCUGGACCUUGUCUCUUUGGUGGAUCUUGUUUGCCGAACCAGACAGUGACGCAGGGCUACGUUUGCGAGUGCCAACCAGGGUUUGAAGGAGUACACUGUGAACGCAAUACGUACGAUUGCAUGCAUGACGCAUGUGGUGCCCAUGGGAUUUGUAUUGACGGUAUCAACGGUUACAACUGCGAUUGUCUGUAUGGGACUAUGGGGAAACACUGUGUAUCGAUCGAAAUGCCCGAACCCUCCAUCCCGAGCGCAGACGCAAACAUCGACAACGAAAUUCUAAUCGAUACAGCCCAAAGGCUGAUCUCAGGUGACGUCGAGAAUGUUACCGGGUGCUCUUACUCGCCAUGUAAGAACCAUGCCAAAUGUGCCACGGCCGCAGAUGGUGAUUCAAUACCCGUGCGUCGGAACCUCACGCGUGCUUACACGUGUCAGUGCAGCACUGCCAUCGGUUUAUUUGAAGGUGAACAUUGUGAACUAGAUGUGGAUGAAUGUGCUCCAUCCAAGGAACCUGGAUUAUGCUUGAACGGCGCUCAGUGUGUCAACACCUACGGAUCUUAUUACUGUCGUUGCCCCUCAGGAUUUUAUGGAAGGCAUUGUGAACACAUGAUCGACCCAUGUACCUACAACCGACACCCCGUCUGUCAAAAUGGCGGUCAGUGCGUCUCUCAUGGAAUGACAACACGAUGCAACUGUCCAGUCGGGUUUGCUGGGCCUAUGUGUGAGGUAAGUUGCUGACG